This is a messenger RNA of Brassica napus (rape), 462 nucleotides long. RefSeq lists its product as uncharacterized. Lineage: Eukaryota; Viridiplantae; Streptophyta; Magnoliopsida; Brassicales; Brassicaceae. The transcript has a single exon. Bases 1 to 462 code for a protein of 153 amino acids. The record is from RefSeq and is a predicted model, not a curated record.
AUGUUCGGAAUUACUUCGAGGAUGAUGUUAUGUGGAGAGAAAAUAAGUGAUUAUGAUAUGAUCGAGAAAACUCUCUCCACGUUCCAUCCUGAAAAUGUAAUCCUGCAGCAACAGUAUCAGGUAAAUGGAUAUACCCGUUACUCGGAGUUGAUGCAAGUCCUCCUUGUAGCGGAGCAGAAUAAUCAACUCGUGACUUUAAACCAUCAAGCUCGUCCCACUGGAUCUGCUCCAUUCCCUGAAGUGAAUGUUGCAUCAUCCAGUUAUGAUAAUAGAAGAGGACGAGGUCGUGGACGUGGUGGAAACCAUUAUCAUGGUUGUGGAAGAGGACGAGAAAGAAGAUUUUGUCCCUAUGAUGAAAGAAAUAAUAAGAACUUCCACGAGAAUGAAAGGAAUGAAAAGGACCGGGAUGAUAAAAGGCAAACGGGAAAGGUUUGCUACAGAUGCGGCAUGAAAGGUCAUUGA